AUGAAGUUCAUCGUCAUUACCGUUCUGGCAGCUCUGCUGACCACUGCUGCUGCUCAAGGCCUGGGUGAUCUACCCGGUUGCUCGAAAUUCUGCGCUACAGGUGCAAUUCCCAAGGACUGCGGCCUUGAUAUCAAGUGCAUUUGCGAAGCCAAGUCCUUCCUCACUGAAGUCACUUGCUGCGUCGCUCAUGAGUGCUCCAAGGAAGACCAGGAGACUACCAUCAAGGCCGCCAAGUCCAUCUGUGCCCGUGGAGGCGUGACCGAUCUGCCCGAGGAAGUGGUCUGCCCGAACUCAAACUCCAGCACUGGCUCCGGUUCCAGCUCGACCGAGACUACCACCAAGACCGGCACCGUGACUGCUGCGACUAAGACUGACGGUUCGACUACUGUCACGGGCACCCACACUGGCACCACGACCUCCACCGGUACCUUGCUCGUUUCGACCUCUACUGUUGGCGCGACUAGCACUGCCAUGGCUGCAAUGCCCCACAAGGACUCUCUCGUGGCUGCUGCGGGCGCUGCGGCGGCGUUUGCCAUGCUGAUCUAA
This is a messenger RNA of Penicillium bovifimosum, 546 nucleotides long. RefSeq names its product CFEM domain-containing protein. Bases 1 to 546 code for a protein of 181 amino acids. The transcript is spliced from 3 exons. The record is from RefSeq and is a predicted model, not a curated record. Lineage: Eukaryota; Fungi; Ascomycota; Eurotiomycetes; Eurotiales; Aspergillaceae.